AUGAAGCAUCGAUUCUUACCCAUCCAGCUUCUGAAACAAUAUUCAAGUGAUAACCGAUUCUUGCCCAGAAAUCUUCAUUGCUUCAACUGCAUAAAGCAGAGGAGUUAUUCAAAAGAACACACUGAUCGGGAGAUUGAACCCAAAGUUCGACAGAUCUCAGAGUUCUUUAUCAAACCAAAGCAUGCUUCAGAGGAGUCCAAGCAGCCUUUGUACCUGGCUCCAUGGGAUCUCACCAUGCUUUCUGCACACUACAUCCAGAGGGGACUUCUCUUCAGAAAGCCUCCGGCAGCAGAUGGCCGAGAAGGUUUCCUCAAAACUGUCUUGGACAGGCUUAAGCGCUCCCUUUCCCUUACCCUUGUCCAUUUCUACCCACUUUCCGGCCGCCUUGUGACAGAAAUGAAUGGAAGCCAGCCUUCAUGCUUGAUUUUCGUCGACUGCAACCACAGCCCUGGAGCUAAAUUCAUCCAUGCAGCAGUAGAUGUGAAAGUAUCUGACAUUCUUUCACCCAUUGAUGUGCCAUCCAGUACUGUUCAAUCGUUUUUUGACCUUGAUAAAGCUGUCAACUUUGAUGGCCAUACCUUGCCUUUGCUUUCUAUUCAAGUGACAGAGCUAAAAGAUGGCAUCUUUAUAGGGUGUUCCAUGAACCAUUCCAUUGCAGAUGGAAACUCUUUCUGGCACUUUUUGAACACCUGGUCUGAGAUCUUUCAGGCUGAUGACGAUAUUUCGAUUUCACGCCCCCCAAUCCAUAAACGAUGGUUUCCUGAUGGUUAUGGUCCAAUCAUCAACCUCCCUUUCACCCACCAAGAUGAGUUCAUCAGCAGAUAUCAAGCCCCAGAACUAAGAGAGAGAAUUUUCCAUUUCUCAUCAGAAUCAAUAGCCAAACUCAAAGCAAAAGCCAACGCUGAGUGCAAAUCCGAAAACAUCUCUUCCUUCCAGUCCUUGUCGGCACUUGUCUGGAGCUGCAUAACGCGUGCACGCCGUCUUCCACAAGAUCAGAUAACAAGUUGCAAGCUGAUGAUUAACAACAGAUCAAGAAUGGAUCCGCCCUGGUCUCAGGACUACUUCGGGAACUCCAUUCAUAUAGUGGCCGGCGUAGCCACGGCAGGCGAGUUGCUUGAACGCAAUCAUGGGUGGGCGGCGUGGCAGCUGCACCAGGCCGUGGAUAACCACACCGACAAGGUGGUGCGGGGGUGGCUUCAAAACUGGCUGCAGUCUCCUACUGUUUCACAACUUUCUCGAUAUUUUGAUCGAUACAGUUUACUGAUUGGGAGUUCACCCAGAUUCAACAUGUAUGGGACCGAGUUUGGAAUGGGGAAAGCAGUGGCAAUAAGAGGUGGGAAUGGAAACAAGUUUGAUGGGAAAUUGUCAUCAUACCCAGGAGAUGAAGGUGGGGGAAGCAUAGAUUUGGAGGUGUGCCUUGCGCCAGAGACAAUGAGUUCUCUCGAGUCUAAUUUUGAGUUCAUGGAUGCCGUCUCUGUGCCUCAUGAUUAGCUGCAUUUAGUUUGCGAAGCUCUAACCCUUUUGAG
Molecule: messenger RNA, 1526 nt
Organism: Juglans regia (Persian walnut)
Lineage: Eukaryota; Viridiplantae; Streptophyta; Magnoliopsida; Fagales; Juglandaceae
Exons: 1
Coding region: 1-1491 (496 amino acids)
Source: RefSeq, a predicted model, not a curated record